This is a messenger RNA of Macrosiphum euphorbiae (potato aphid), 246 nucleotides long. Lineage: Eukaryota; Metazoa; Arthropoda; Insecta; Hemiptera; Aphididae. The record is from the annotation of a GenBank genome assembly.
AUGACCGCCCUUUCAUAUGUUCGGUUCAAACAGUGUGUUGUUAUUGAAUUUCUCGUUGCAGAAAAUGUGAAGCCAGUCGAUAUUCAUAGACUUCUGCUUGCGGUUUAUGGUAAUCAAACUCUUGAUGUAAGUUCUGUUCGUCGUUGGGCAUUACGGGUUAACGGUUCUGAAGUCGGAAAAGCGAUUAUUGCAGAUCAGGAUCGAAGUGGACGGCCGGUGACGGUUACUGAUGAGACCCAUAAAUAA